Molecule: messenger RNA, 1599 nt
Organism: Coccomyxa subellipsoidea C-169
Lineage: Eukaryota; Viridiplantae; Chlorophyta; Trebouxiophyceae; Coccomyxaceae
Exons: 11
Coding region: 1-1599 (532 amino acids)
Biological process (GO): glycerol-3-phosphate biosynthetic process; glycerol metabolic process; triglyceride metabolic process
Cellular component (GO): mitochondrion
Molecular function (GO): glycerol kinase activity
Source: RefSeq, a predicted model, not a curated record
AUGGAGUGCAUCGGGGCCAUUGAUCAAGGCACUCAGAGCACCCGGUUCCUUCUCUACGAUCAGUCAGCGAAUCUCGUGGCAAGCCACCAAGUUGAAUUCACUCAGAUCACUCCUAAACCAGGAUGGGUGGAGCAUGACCCGCUGGAGAUCUGGCGGACCGUCCUCGAAUGCCUGGACAAGGCCUUGGAAGCUGCGCGCAGCAAAGUAGGACCUGUCAAAGUCGUGGCUUUGGGCAUAACAAACCAGCGGGAGACCACCCUUGUCUGGGACCGAACCACAGGCAAGCCUUGCCUGAGCUCCAUGCGCUUUAUUCACUACCCGCUGCACAAUGCCAUCGUGUGGAUGGACCGGAGGACUGCCAGCAUCUGCCAGCGCACCACAGAGGAGCUUGGCUCCAGCGACCAUUAUAGGGCAACCACGGGCCUGCCAGUGAGCACGUACUUCUCGGCUUUCAAGUGGGCCUGGCUGCAUGAGAAUGUAGAGGAGGUGCGGGAAGCCAGGGCAGAGGGCCGCUGCAUGCUGGGCACCAUCGACUCCUGGCUCAUCUACAACCUCACUGGCGGCGUGGACGGCAGGGAUUGUAUUGAAGAACUUGCCGAUCGCACAGGUGGCAUCCAUGUGACGGACGUGUCUAACGCGGCGCGCACUUUCCUGAUGGACAUUUGCACGCUGAACUGGGACGCGGGCCUGCUGCAGCGAUUUGGGCUUUCGGAGGACAUGCUCCCGCGCAUCUGCAGCAACGCCGAGGUUUACGGGACGGUCAAGGGGACCCCCCUGGAUGGCAUCCCCAUCGCAGGGUGUUUGGGGGAUCAGCAAGCGGCGAUGCUGGGGCAGCGGUGCAAGCCGCUGGAGGCCAAGAACACCUACGGCACCGGCUGUUUCGUGCUGCUCAACACCGGCACCACACCCAUCCAGUCCUCCCAUGGCCUCCUCACCACCAUGGCGUACAAGCUGGGGCCUGAGGAGCCGGCACAGUAUGCGCUGGAGGGAGCAAUAGCCAUCGCGGGCGCAGGGGUGAGCUGGCUCAAGGACUCCCUGCGCAUAAUCGACUCCCCUGAAGAGUCCGCCACCCUGGCUGCCUCCGUGGACACCACCGGAGGGGUGUACUUUGUGCCGGCGUUUGGGGGACUGCUAGCGCCGCAGUGGCGAAGCGAUGCGCGGGGCGUGAUCUUGGGCCUGUCGAGCUUCACCACGCGAGCGCACAUCACUCGCGCCCUCCUCGAAGCCAUUGCCUGGCAGACAAAGGAGGUGCUGGACGCGAUGAUGGCGGAUGCUGGGCGCGAGGGGUUCAGCCUGCUGCGAGUUGACGGAGGCGCCAGCCGCAACGACGUGCUCAUGCAGCUUCAGGCCGACGCCAUCCAGAUUCCUGUGCGGCGGCCGCAGCACUUGGAGACAACAUGCAUGGGGGCCGCGUAUGCAGCCGGCAUCGGCAUUGGCUUCUGGAGCAAGGAGUGGGUGCUCCACAAUGACGAUUCCCAUUCCCGUAACUCCCAGGAAUUUCAUCCCAAGGCUGAUCCUGAGAAGAUACAACAGCGGUUCAGAUGCUGGAAGGAGGCCGUCAAACGAUCAUUCAAUCUGGAAGAUUUUGAACUGCAAUGA